AUCAUGACAGUCUCAGCAGCAACAGUAGCCAGUUCCACCGCAGGAUCAGCAGCAGCCGCAGCUGCAGUCGCAGCAACCACUGCAGCAGCAGCAGCAGCAGCAGCAGCAGCAGCAGCAGCAGCAGCAGCAGCAGCAGCAGCAGCAGCAGCACCACCACCACCACCACCACCACCACCAGCCGCUACGCCAGCAGCAGCAGCAGUAGCAGCGGCGCGUUGGUCGUCUCCCGCCCGGGUGGCCCGGAGCUGGCGGUGGCGGCGGUCGCACUGGUCCUACGCGUAGCGAGCCGUCGGGUGGUGGCUCCGGCGA
This is a messenger RNA of Closterium sp. NIES-67, 309 nucleotides long. NCBI's taxonomy places the organism in Eukaryota, Viridiplantae, Streptophyta, Zygnematophyceae, Desmidiales, Closteriaceae. The record is from the annotation of a GenBank genome assembly.